Molecule: messenger RNA, 811 nt
Organism: Cercospora beticola
Lineage: Eukaryota; Fungi; Ascomycota; Dothideomycetes; Mycosphaerellales; Mycosphaerellaceae
Source: RefSeq, a predicted model, not a curated record
CAACUUCCGUGAUACCUUCGACAACGCUACAGCAUAGCGGGGCGAUGGAAGAACCGCAGCUCAUGUCCGAGGACGAAUUCGAAGAUACCAUAGAGUUUGACGAAGAUGCGGAGCGUCGAGCGCAGACACCGACUGCGCGGAGCUACAAACAGAACAUUCGCGAAGUGGACGAACACGAGACCUACGACGGGGCACUGCUCUCCGACGCUGAGCGGCAGUUCCUGGAUCAGCACAGGCCUACUUCUGCCUCAGAACAACGCAAAGCCAUUGUGAGACAGCCAUUCCCGCAAGCGGUCCUAGAUCGGUCCCCUAUUACUGGCACCUCUCGUGCAACAGUAUUGCGCACUUGUUUCAGGCUGGGAGAAGCACUCAAUGUGGGACACCAAGCCGUGCGCAUGAACAUCGACGUUACGAUUGAGCUAUAUGCUCGCGUCACGUCGUCCUGGCGAGAGGAGCCAUCCGGCAGAAAGCAGCAUUUCGUGUUCGCCGACCUGUUCCACGGCAAAUCGCCACAGCUCGAGGGCGUCUUUGAGCUUCACAGUCAAGCCAUUUUAUGGAACACUGACUCCGAAACUUUUCUCGAUGCCGUAGGGUCGAGCACAAUGUGCCGAGCCAUUGGCAAGAUGAAGCGAGAUGCGGAUCGAAAGUGGAGGCUCGAAAUCCGCAGUAUCUGGGAAGCAAGUUGGGAGGAUGUAGAUUGGGCUGCAGGUAUCGCAGACGCUUCAGCAUAGCAGAGGCGGUAAAGCGCAUCACAAGACAUGUUUGCUCAUUAGCUCAGGUAUCCAGCGAAUGCGGAUUGAUGAACGAGUGU